Molecule: messenger RNA, 1245 nt
Organism: Talaromyces marneffei
Lineage: Eukaryota; Fungi; Ascomycota; Eurotiomycetes; Eurotiales; Trichocomaceae
Exons: 3
Coding region: 1-1245 (414 amino acids)
Source: RefSeq, a predicted model, not a curated record
AUGGACACUUUUGAAGCACACAUGCAGCAGGCCACGGCCCCGGGCCCUGAUCGAAUACUCCCAGGCGUUGUUCUGACAGUUGUAAAUAAGGAUGGCAUCGCGUACUCGAAGAGCUUCGGCUCAAUGUCGAUGGACCCUGCUUCAGAGCUAUCGAGCCCACCUCUUACUCCGGACACAACCAUGUGGAUAGCGUCAUGCACGAAACUUAUGACAGCUAUCUCUGCUAUGCAGUGCGUGGAGAGAGGACUUCUGAAGCUCGAUGAAGAUGUGUCUAGUAUUCUACCCGAGUGGAAAACCCCGCAGAUCCUUGUCGGAUUUGAGGAUGAUUCCGGGAAGCCCAUUUUCAAAGAUACAAAAAAUAAAAUUACGCUCAGAAUGUUGCUCUCGCAUCAAAGUGGACUGGGAUACGGCUUUGCAGAACCUGAACUGAGACGCUACUGUACAUAUGCAAAUGUGCCGGGUAUCGGCCAAGGGCCUGUUGUCGAAUCUUACUUCCUUCCAUUAUUACAUGAGCCAGGAAGUUCUUGGACUUAUGGGGUCGGCCUCGAUUGGGCGGGUCAGAUGAUCGAGCGCGUGACCAACAAAACCCUAGGCUCAUUCAUGGAAGAGAAUAUCUGGAAACCACUUGGGAUGAACUCGACGACGUUUAGGCUCCAGGAACGACCGGACAUUUUAUCUAGGCGCGCAGACAUGGCAGAGAGAACCGCCGACGGCACUUUAGGCCCUAGCCCAACGCGGUUCUUCCCUGAUGAAGUUAGCGACGACCAGGGCGGUGGUGGGAUUUUUUCUUGUCCAGCAGACUAUGCGAAACUCCUGAUCUCGAUUCUUAAGAAUGAUGGUACUCUGCUCAAGGCAUCCACAAUGGACGAUCUUUUCACUCCAUGCCUGACCGCUGGAGGAAUUACAGCAGUACGUGAAAACAGGGCUUCGAGUUAUAAGAAUUUCCGAGAAAGCAAAGCAGGCUCCGAGGCGACCAAGCAAGUCGUUCUGCCGCACGAAAUUAAUUACUCAGUUGGCGGUCAAAUAUCAGAGAAAGGUUGGGUUAAUGGCCGAAAGGCUGGAAGUAUGUCCUGGAGUGGCCUACCCAAUCUUAAUUGGGUAAUAGAUCGUGAGUCUGGUAUUGCUUUUCUCUAUUUCAGCCAGUUAUUGCCAGCUGGAGAUGCUGUGUCGAGAGCAACACUUGAGAGAUUUGAAUAUGCGAUAUAUAACGGAGAGCUUGAAGACCUCAGUCCUAAAGCGUCAUAA